UUUCCCCCUCCCCCGGCCGAGGGCGCGGCGGGUGGGCGGGGCCUGGCUGUGGCGGGAAAGGAGGCGGGCGCGACGCGGGAGUGGCCGGCAGCUGCUCGCGGGGCUCCGGCGCCCCUUCCAGGUGGCAGGAUGAAUCUGCCAGGCCGUAGCUGGAGUGGGAGGGAGGGGGAAUCUCCUGAGACGGCACUCCCCUGUCGGCCAGAUGGCGAGGGCCAGCGGCUGAGUCAUCUGCGCAGCAUAGGCUCCUGGGCUCCGGUCCCUGGCGUCAGUCAGAUUAUCCACUUUUCCAAGACUGUCACCCUCUUCGGCCGAAACAUCCGGGUAGUGGACUACUGUCUCAACUCUCCUGCUGCCGCCACCACCACGGACCUCAAUUACAUCUCCCGUAUCCACGCACGGAUAAUCCGGACGGACAGUGACUAUGUCCUGGUGGAUUCCAGCUUGACGGGCGUGUAUGUCAACGACAUCCGCAUCAAAGGUAGAGUAAAUUUGCGAGAAGGAGAUACGGUCACUUUUGGCCAUCCUGCUGGGAAGAACCUGCUCCUGGGAAGCCACACACGGCAGCCAAAUUCGCCCUUUUAUUUUCUGUUUGAGCAUUGCGACUGCGGUCCUGAUCAGAUGCAGAGUGUUUAUGGAGACAGAAGAAAUUUCCCCCAACUGUUAAAAUGUCCUGACAUGGUUUCUGCAGAAGUUUCACAUCCGGGCAACCCGAACUUGGCAUUUGCACACAACGUUUCUCGUCCUCAGAUGACUCUACCAGGGGUACUGCCAGGCCCUGCUCCUCUGGCAAGCUCUAUCACACAGUGUGACCACCAGUCUGCUCUGGCCCCAUCGCUACACCCAGCGCUUCCUGCACCUUCCCCAGUUACAGCUCCACUCCCCACACCUUCUCAGAACAUAUCAGAGCAAAGUAGGUUUUCUUCCUCAUCUUGUCCUCCAUUAAGGGUUCCCUGUAGACAGGCCUCCCAAGUUCUCCGCUCUGCUUCACCAGAUUACACACUUCUCGAAGAGAACUCAUUUGCGGCCACCGAGGCUUCUUCUCUUCAGGAAAAUUCAGAAUCCGGCGAUUCCGCUUCUCUCAGCAGUGAGAGUGCCUUGGAGUGUGACAGGCCUCAUCCACAGUGGUUGUCUCAACACGAGGAUGCCGGAAGUGAUCCUGAGAGAGGCCGCAAGCAUCCGCUCCGUCCCAGCUCCACCUAUCCAGAGGUUUCUGAAGCGGCUGAUCAGGGUGGCUCCCCAAAAACAAUCAGGGCCUCUGGAUCCUGGGAGGAAACGCUGCAGCUCACACCCGUCUUUACGACGGAGACGGGAGGCAUUUCUGGUUGUGCACCGUCUGUUUUCGGCCCAGAGACUCCAGCUCUUAGUGGAACAGACCAAGGUGAGGAACAGGCCAAGAUUAAUCUGUGCCCAAGCAUGGAAGAAGUGGCUUGUGCGGGAGAAUCUUUUGCUUCAGAGCCAGACAGCCCAGCGGAAGAAAUGGAAGGGGUUGAAUUCACUGGGAGCUGUGCUCAGGCGGUGAGGGGCUCCAUGGAUGAGUGCAAAGAGCACCUCGUGGAGAAACACUCACUAAAGACCUCAGAAGAAGAAGAAGAAGAAGAAGAAAAAGAAGCAGAGGGAGGGGAAAGCAGAGCAGUCGCUCUCUCUUCAGAAAUUCAGCGUUCUGAAUUGGGGCACAUUCAGCGACAUGACUCAGCCAAGGGAACGGCUGAGAUCUGCUUUUCUUCUGGGGAAGAACCAAUGAGUGAUUCUUCCACCAAAAUCUUGAGUCAAGAGAAAUUGGAUUCUGAGAGGAGAAAUGUACUUUUACCUUCAAGAAAUUCAUCACGUGGGACCCAGAAUGGUGGUGUGGACUACACAGUAGAUUCUCCAGAAAAUGUUGCAGCCAGUGAAGAAGUGGAAAUGGAACCACCAACAGAUGCUGGCUUAGAAGGUGUAGAUGGCCACCUUCGUCAUAGAGAAUUUGAGCCAGAGAUAAGUUCUGUGAUUCCAGCAGAUGCUGAAGGUGUUUGCAAUAAGGCCAGCAUGGUAGACGUGUGUGCAGAAAUGGGGAUAUGGACUGAUGGAGUGAAGCCUGGUGAGAUGGAAGUAACCACAACAGAGUCUUCCAAGGAUGUGGACCCAAACCAGAGGCUAGGCACUGAUGGCGCUGACUCAAAGGCAGAUGUGGCCAAGGAGAUGCUUCUUCAGAAAUUGUCUCAGACCCUGAUCCUUGACAAGCAAUUCAAGGGCGGAUUCUUCCAAGGAGAAAAGAAGGAUUGGAGUGAAGCUUCUGACACAACAGACGAAAACCUCCAUUCCAAAGACCUACCGGAGACACGUGAAGGAGGAGGAAGGGCCCUUGGAACAGAUCGGCUGCAAGCAAGACCUGUUUUGAGGGAAAACAUAGACCUCGCAGGGGCCAUAGAAACUUCCAUCCCUGGACCUCCUGAGAAUUUGGGUGAACUAAUUUCUGAGCAAUGCCUCUUCCAGAGCAGCAAAAAUCUCUUUGGAAAUCAAGUGGGGGAAGUGUCUGAGAUGGAGGAAAAGGAUACCAGAAGUGCUGAAUCCAGCAACAACUCGAAUGAGGUGACUGCUGAUUGCAGGCUACAGGAUGCAGACAAGAUGAGUAAAAGCGAUGGUUCUUUCCUGGGAAUUGUCGAGGUUCCAGUGGUUGGGUUGUCAGGAGGAGAAACGCCCAGUUACAGAAGUGGAAGGGAGAGACAACACCAGGGUGAUUCUAAGGAUCCAUCAAGUCAGGUGAAGAGAAGCAAAAUCGACACCUCGGCGGCAGCCGCCGCCAACGAAGAGGCAGCCAACCAGCACCGAGAGGCUGAAGGCAGCUUAGAGAAAGAACCAACAGGCCUUGUAGAGCAGGAGGAAGCGGACUGCGCGGCUGCUGAGGAUGCUGCUGCGGAUGCCUCCCUCACGAGAAGCCCUACUCCAAAGCCUCCUGAGUGGUCCUCUUUGGGCUCGGCAGGUAGAAAAGGUGAUUCCUCUAGAGAGGGCCUUGAAGAGGGGAGGAUUCCCCACUUAGGUGACUGUUCACUUGUGGACACACAGCUACCUUCCCCGAAAAGCCAGCGUGAAGCAGGAGAGAGAUCGGUGUCGGAUAGUAACCACCUUUUGGGUUGUCAGUAUGUCACAGAAGAUGAACGGUUUACAAGCCUGAAUGAGGAAGGCCCAGUGAAGACCACCAUGGGGGAAGAGGAGGAGGAGGAGGAAGAGGCAAGUCCCGUGGCUGCCACACAGAGAGAUUUUGAUCCAAGCCCUCUGCAGGUGGGGUCCUUGAAUGGGCCUUGUAGUUCAUUCUCCAGCAGUUCUUCCUAUGUGAGAAACCAGCUACAGUGUCCUACAGAGGUUGAUCCCCAAGAGCUGAAAUCUGAUAUUGUUGAGCUUGAGAAUCUGGAAAAUGGUUUAGAAGUGAAAUCCCAAGGAGCUGAUGUUGGAGGAAAGUUGCUUUGUCUUGAAGACCCUCUUAUACAAGACGGAGCUUCUGAGGAACCAGAAGCUCCUCUUGAACAGAUCAGCCUGCCUGGUCCAGGAGAACCUGGGCAAGAUGUCUUCGUUCCUGAGGAGAGCAGCUGGUCUAAUCAAAUUGCUAAGAAUCUCCACUGCAUGAAGGCAAGAGGCAGCACUAUGCUACCCCUCCCAAGCGUUGGCCUUCUACAACCUGGGGCUGUUGCUGUCAACCUCUCAGUGGAGCCAACGGACAAUUCUGCUGAGGCCCUGCAGUUGCUUGAUGGGAAUGAUGGGCUCCAUUGGCAGAUUCCUGCUUCUGAAGCUGAAAAAGAAGAGACGGGCCAAUUCGGUCCCUCCAAGAGGGAUGGUCUUCACAGAAGAAGGGACACCUUCGAUCCAGCUGAACAGAGAUCUAAUGCGACCAAGAGCUGGGAAGCGUUUAGGGAACCAACUGAGGAAUCAGCCAACCGAGGACCACAUGAUCUGGCCAUUCAAGAGGCCAGUGCUGGGCUACUGAAGGGCAGGGAGAUGCAGGAGAUGAGUCUGGAUGGACAAACUUCCUCCCGUCGUGACCAAGGCAGUCCUGUAAGGGCUGCGUCUUCCACAGCAGGGACAAAGGCCGGAGGGCCCUCCCUUUCAAGAAGGAGCCGGAAAAGAGCAUCAGAAACACCGGAGGAACCAGGUGGGGAGGAAAUGGAGCUUGAUCCUGUCAACUUGGCCGGUUGGCCUGAAAAGUCCCCUUCGGAAUCAGCUUCAGAAUCAGCAGUUGAUGGCAGGGUUGCCUGUAAGGAUCAGGGCUUCAUAGAAAACACCCACCAGGGCUUGGUCCAAGAGAGUUGGCCCAUGGCUGGCAGACUUCCUGGGCAGCCAGACAGGGCAACGAUGGCUUCCCCCCUUGGGGAAGCAGUUAAAGAGCUUCCGGCAAGUGAGAUGUCCAGCAGUCCCCGUUCAGGAAAAGGUGAAUAUGCUCAGAAGGCUGGGAUGAUGCAUCAAGACAACAGACUGACGGGCCAAGAGAGCGCAUGCCAGCUGGGCAAUGGCCCGGAGGCCUCUGCAGGGUACAGGGGAGACUUAGGGUGCUCGGAGCCCUGCGAGACCCUUUUGCAGGAAGAAGAGAAACUGAACAGCUCUUCUCCUAGAAAAAGACUUCAAAACGAGGAGUUAGAUUUGGAAGGCGCUGCCUGUCAUCCAAAGAAGCUCUGCAGGGAGAAUUUUGCUUUAGUUUGGUGCUCUGCGAGUGAUCCAGCGGCAUCUCCUGUGGUGCCACCUCCUUCUCCUCUGGAGGAGAGCAUUCAGCAAUUCGGCAAAACGAUCGAGAAGUUCCUUGAUCAGUGUAGAAACCAAAUCCCUCUGUGCUCUGACCCCAUGGAAAGAAAUGAAGAUGUUCUUGCUCAGAUGGUGAGAAAUUACUUUAAAAGCAACAUUUACUCCAAUGAACCGGCAACUGAAAAUGGGAAAACAGAAGAGUUUGAAGCUCUGUCUUCAGAAACUAUAGCUGCCAAGGGCAUCGACUGCCGGUCAGAAGGGGGUGCAGGAGACCCCAGGGAAAGUCCUGGCUGUGAUGGGCCCGGCUCGCCUGAAGGUGCAGAAGAGGGUGCCCAAAUCCCCGAAGAUGCGCCGGUGUCCCCUGGAGGCUGGUCAGCCGGGUCCAGCUCUUCCGCCAAAGAAGGCAAAGGCUUAGGGAGCCCCGGGCAGGAGGACAUCUACUACUUUGAGCCCUUGGGAGAUUCGGGCUGCAGCUUUCCUGCUGAGUCGCCAAAAGCAGAACCCCUAGAGGGGCCUUUGGAAGAGGACCCGGACACCUCUUCGCCUUUGGACAUCACUGCUAGUUGUCAAAGCUAUGAACUUUCUCCCAGUCCACGCUGGAGCAAUUCAGACGACAUGCUGGACGGCGCCUCUGAAGGCUCUGGCACCCUCUCGGAAGCGGAGUGGUACUCUCCCUCCGAGGCCGACUGUUACGAGGAAGACUCGGGAACAUCUCCAGAUGCGGCCAUGCUGUGGCAGGAAGACAGCCAGGCUGCCCCAUGGGACACCCAGCCAGAGCCUGCCCAUCCCCUCAGUCCCUCUGAGCAGGAGGCUCCUGGCCGUUGGCUGCAGCGUGGAGAACUGGACGGAGGAGACAGACCUGAUAGCUCUGCCUGCCGAGAGGAUUCUGGGAAGACCAGGGAGGAGAAGGCAGCUGAGGGCGAUCGGAUGGGGAUGCCGGCCGAAGGAAGCCUUUUCCCGCAAGGCGGCCCCGGUGGCUCUCCUGACCAAGAUAAUACGGAACGUACUCCGAGCGAACCAUUCCCCCAGUCUCCGUGGGAAUCCAACAGCCAAACAUUUCUGCAGUCAAGUGUGGGUCGUUGUGAUCCCCCACUGAAAACAGAGCUGACUGAUGAAGAAUCUGAUGGCCAAGAUUGCAGGAGAAACGCGUCUCCUCCUCCGUCAGGAAGAAACCCUGUGGCCUCUGCGCAGGCAGCUGACAAUCCUGAGGAGGGUCCUUCCACCCCUCACCCCAAUCCGACUCCUGCCGAGGGGUUCACUUUGCUCCUAGUGAAGGAAGAACCUGUGCAGGAAGAUGAGCCGCUGCCGUCCGUGGGGGCCGAGUCCUCCCUCUCCGCGCUCUGCCCCUCCCAGGAUGGCGAGAGGGCCUCUCCUCUUGGGAAGGGCUUUGGCAGGCCUGAGUGUGGGGCAGGAAAGGCUGUCUCUCGGGAAGCACCGUGGAUCCCAGGCGCAUCUGGUUGUUUCCCAGUCACCGACGCCUGCAGUGAUCGAGGACCUCGCAGUGCCUUGCCGUUGCAGGGUGAUGGGUCCCCCCUGGCAGGGAGUCCAUUGGCAGACACAGGGCUCCACUCUCAGGUGGUUCGGGAAGAAAAGAAACAGCUUUGGCCUCUCUCGUAUCCCACGUCUUCUCCACCAUCUCUCUCGGUUUGCCAGCAUUCACACGUCCCCAAAACCUCAGCAGAGGAGCAGCGCGAAGGACCUUGGCAUCCGGCAGACUUUGGAAGCAGAGAGCCUGGCAUUCCUUGUCAGUCAGAGGAGGCAGGGCUGGCUGAGCCUUCGGAUGCCGAGUGCCUACAUGUGGCAGCCGCCGUGUCGUCUCCUGCACUGCCUGAGUUCAAGGAAAGGGUCUCCCUCUUCAGAGACCCUCCUGCUCGGACAGAGUCCUACAGCAGCUGCCUCCGUGAAAGAACAGAGAGCCACAGCCCGACCAAGUGGGCAUCCUCCGAGCAAGAUGUUGCCUUCCAGCUGCAGGAGUGCCAGUCGGUGCUGGCAGAAAUCCUCCAGGCCUUGAGUUCAGUAGAAGGCGUUGACAACGCCCAUGUGGAGAAAUGGAGGGACCAGAUUGCUGUCCUCCAGAAGGCGACCAAGAUGCCCCAGACCCACAUAGCCGUGGUAGGGAACACUGGGGCCGGUAAGAGCUGCUUGCUCAACGCCCUGUUGGACGAGGAGGCCAUGCUGCCCACCUCGGCCAUGAGAGCCUGCACCGCGGUGGUCGUGGAGAUCUCCAGCGCCGCAGAGGGCAGCCCGUAUGAAGCUGAAGUGGAGUUCCUCUCCCGGGAGGAGAAACGCGUCUCCUCCUCCGUCAGGAAGAAACCCUGUGGCCUCUCGCAGGCAGCUGACAAUCCUGAGGAGGGUCCUUCCACCCCUCACCCCAAUCCGACUCCUGCCGAGGGGUUCACUUUGCUCCUAGUGAAGGAAGAACCUGUGCAGGAAGAUGAGCCGCUGCCGUCCGUGGGGGCCGAGUCCUCCCUCUCCGCGCUCUGCCCCUCCCAGGAUGGCGAGAGGGCCUCUCCUCUUGGGAAGGGCUUUGGCAGGCCUGAGUGUGGGGCAGGAAAGGCUGUCUCUCGGGAAGCACCGUGGAUCCCAGGCGCAUCUGGUUGUUUCCCAGUCACCGACGCCUGCAGUGAUCGAGGACCUCGCAGUGCCUUGCCGUUGCAGGGUGAUGGGUCCCCCCUGGCAGGGAGUCCAUUGGCAGACACAGGGCUCCACUCUCAGAGGAGCAGCGCGAAGGACCUUGGCAUCCGGCAGACUUUGGAAGCAGAGAGCCUGGCAUUCCUUGUCAGUCAGAGGAGGCAGGGCUGGCUGAGCCUUCGGAUGCCGAGUGCCUACAUGUGGCAGCCGCCGUGUCGUCUCCUGCACCGCCUGGGUUCAAGGAAAGGUCUCCUCUCCAGAGACCCUCCUGCUCGGACAGAGUCCUACAGCAGCUGCCUCCGUGAAAGAACAGGGAGCCACAGCCCGACCAAGUGGGCAUCCUCCGAGCAAGAUGUUGCCUUCCAGCUGCAGGAGUGCCAGUCGGUGCUGGCAGAAAUCCUCCAGGCCUUGAGUUCAGUAGAAGGCGUUGACAACGCCCAUGUGGAGAAAUGGAGGGACCAGAUUGCUGUCCUCCAGAAGGCGACCAAGAUGCCCCAGACCCACAUAGCCGUGGUAGGGAACACUGGGGCCGGUAAGAGCUGCUUGCUCAACGCCCUGUUGGACGAGGAGGCCAUGCUGCCCACCUCGGCCAUGAGAGCCUGCACCGCGGUGGUCGUGGAGAUCUCCAGCGCCGCAGAGGGCAGCCCGUAUGAAGCUGAAGUGGAGUUCCUCUCCCGGGAGGAGUGGAAUAUGGAGCUGGAGGCCCUCCUGGAGGACAUGAAGGACAAAGCUGGCAUUCUGAAGAAACGCUGCCCGGAUCGCAAGACGGAAGCCGGGGCUGCCUACAGCCGAGUGAAGGCCGUCUACGGGAGAGUGGAUGAGCUGGAGAAGCUGGAGGACAAGCAGGGGGUGACCCAACACCUCGGAACGGUCAAACACAUUUGUGCCGAUACGGCUGCAGACUUCCGUAUGAAAAUUGAGAAAUUCAUCGAUUCUCGCACCGACAAUUUGCGUGAGAUGAAAGGUGGGGAGUUUUGGCCCAUCGUGAAGUGCGUGAGGAUCCGUGUGGCCAAGGCUGAGGUUCUGAGGACAGGAGCUGUGCUGGUGGACCUGCCUGGGACCCGAGACUCCAACGCGGCCCGGGACACGACAGCCCGAGAGUACCUGAAGGAUUGCAAUGCCGUGUGGGUGACCGCCAGCAUCACACGAGCCGUGGACGACAAGACGGCCAAAGAGCUACUGAGCGCCAACUUCCGCCGGCAGCUGUUUAUGGACGGCCUCUACGGGAGCCUGGCCUUCAUCUGCACCAAGACCGACAGCUUUAGCAUCACAGACAUUGUCAGGGACCUCAACUUACAAGAUAAGAUUCGUCCCCUAGAAGAGGAAUUGCAAGAGCUGGAACAUCAGAGAACUCAAGCGGAAAUAGAGAAGAAGCACCUUUACGCACAACUGCAGCAGCAGCAGCAGCCAGUGAGAAAGGGAAGUGCGGCCGGAGAUUCCGUCUGGCUUCAAAGACAUGACAUCCUGGAAAAGGAGUUCAAAAUCUGUGCCUUGCAGAGGGAGAAGGAUGCCCGGCUCCGUGCCAUCAGCCUGAUCUGCGUUCAGGCCCGGAAUGAAUUUUCCAAGCAGCGGAUUUUGAUGGAUUUCAGCGCUGGUCUGCAGGAAGUGUCCAGGAGAGCUGAGGGCGAAGAAGAUGGUGAAGAAGAGAUGGACGAGGGGGACUCGGCUGGAGAGCAGCCUGUCAGUCUGGAGGUUUUCACGGUCAGCUCUACGGAGUAUCUCAAACUUGGUGGGAAGUUGCUCUGCAACGGUCAACCUCAAGUUUUCCACGACGUGAAAGACACAGAGAUUCCUAGGUUGAAGAAAUUUGCGAUGGACACUGCGCUGAAGCACAGCAUGGUGGCAACAGAGAAGGUCAUCCGGGACGUGGCUCGUGUCCUAAGCCAAAUGGUGAAUUAUCUCAACAGCCAGAGAACAGAGGCCAAUGCCCACCAGGCGCAGGUGCGGGAGAUGCUGCAGCAGGCCUUGCACGGCCUCCCUGGCCUCCUCCAGGGCGUCCUCACUGCCAGUUCUCAGGACCUCCGGCAGGCCUUUGAGGCCCUCAUCCUGGGCAGCCUUCAGAACGGCGCUGAGAAGGCCAAACAGCUCUCCGAGGCCAUUGUCAAAGGCUGGGGCUCACCGAUGUUUGGCUACCCCCACGUGACCUAUCGGGCGAUCUGCAACCACCGUGGCGUUUACACCUCUCCCAGGUACCAGUCUGUGGAUUUCAACAAAGAACUGGCCGUGCCCAUCCUCAAGGUCAUCUCUGUGGCCUGGAACGAGGUCUUUAGCUCCAAGCUGGUCAGCUCCAUCGAGGCCUUCACGGCUGCCCUCCUGGACCAGCUGAGUUCCUUCUUCAGAGGCCUCAAGAAGAAACUGCACCCGCACGGUCCGGUCGCCAAAGCCCUGCGUGCGAUUUACGCUCAGCAGAUGGAAGCCGCUCGAGCACGGUUGCUCAAUUUUACCCUGGAUCAGAUGACUUCCAUUACAAGAAAGCAACGGACAGUCUCCCGGCUCUUGAUACCGACGAUUCAGGCCGGCAUGGAACCAGCAUAUGCAGCCUGCUCCCAACUCUCUGGCCCUGGAUAUUUCCGAAGAAUGAAAGAGGAGAUGGAGAAGUUCAUCCACCAGCAGAAGGACGCCAUCUUCGAUUCAGCUGUGGAGAAGAUGCGGCAGCAACUGGACCUUGUCCAGCUGUCCAUCUGCUGCAGCUUGCAGACUGUGGCCCAGGAGCUAACCACCUCCAUCAGGAUGCAGUUCGAGCCGCUGCUGAGGCCAGUCCAGAAGAACAAGGAGAUCCUUCCAGAACUUCAGCGUCUCUGUGCUAAAGUGGACAAGAUUUGCCAGCGCUCGGGCGUGGAUUAUGUGCUUCCCAUGGCCCCGCAGCCGGAGGAUCAGCCUCCCGGAACAGAGGCCAAACCGCCAGCAAGUGGGGACUGCGUCAGCUUUUCGGCCGCAUCCAUGGAUGUCCGAGUCGGAGCGCUCUCUCUUCCCCGCCUCAUGGCCAUUGAGGUAUCCAAGGAGAACAUCACCUUGACCCUGGCAGGUGACGCCACCAAGGCGGCCCUCCCCCUUGGGAGCGUUUCCCACUGCGAAUCCUGCCUGCCUCUGGGGUGCCUGAUCCUGCACAUCUCUGCAAAGGCUGCCUGUGAAGUUUGCUUCCAGUGCAGAGUCCAUUUGCCCAGCCCAGGGCUGUGCAGCCAGGAGGCUCUGGUCAUCCGGGAAGCGGCCCAGGACGAGAGGCAGCUUCCAAAGCUCAGAGACUGCCUGGCAGUCAGGCUCAGCAUUGCCUCCUGGGUGCAGGAGCUCAGCCCACAACAAGGAAGGGAGAAGCUGGUAUCACUCGGAGUCUCCUGCCCAGGCCAGCAGAUCCCGGAAAGUGCUGAGCCACCUGAAUCCCAAGUGCCUUCUGCUCCUGAGCCCAUCAGAGCCGUUGGCGCUGUUGGGCGGCAGCCGCCACCCCCUCUUCUUCCCUGGAACCCCUAUGGCAGAAAGAGAGCAGGGGAGGCAGUCCUGCCACAGCUGGAGAAGAAGACCAAGCUUGCCAGCGACCCUUGGCUGCCGUGCAGCCAGGGGGCACAAAGGAAGCCCACGUCCUCUUCCGCAGCCCUCGUGGGCAGCUGCAGCCCAGAAGGAGCCUUCCGUCCAGACAGCCCUCCGUGCCUGAUGGCCGAGAACCCUGACGGUGAGCCACCGGCAGUGCCCAGUUCUGCAGGUCUCCUCUGGAUCGGAGCCAGCCAGGGAAUGUGCAGGAAGCCUCCAAGCGUCACCGUGAAGGAAGAAGAGGCGGAUCUCCCAUCCCAGAAGACUCGGGUCCCCCGUUUGCUUUGAGAUGUAGCUCUUCCACCUCUGUACACAUACAGGCACCGCUCAAACCAGACCCCCACCCCCACCCCCACCCCCGGUGGUGUUCUAGCAGAACUGCCUGCGCAGAAACCACGUGGCCUUCAUUCCUCUCCUCCUCAUUUCUCUUUGGAGCUUUGGCCUUGAAAUGCAGCUCUUAAAGGGCUCCCUGACUUCCUAGGAGCAUCCAGUGCUUCUCCUGGGCAAAAGUAGGGGGACGAUCCCCAUCACUGGGAGCUUAACAGGGGAGAGCAUUGGGGGUGGGGUGUCGCCUGCUGAUGGUUACAAGCAAGGGAAGAGGGCUUUGAAGCCCACAGCCCUGUCUCCUGUUCACAGCUGCUGAAGGAGGAGGGGAAAGUCUUAACAAUGCCAGGCAACAUUCUGCGAAUUGUCCAUUCCAUUGAAUGCUCUACAGUUCUGUGCAUUCUCUAGACCAGCAUAUUGAAGAUAAGUUAAAUAUAAGUGGACUUCCAAUUCCCAGAAUUCCUCAGCCAGCAUGCAUUGAAGUCUACACCUCUUCAAGUUGACCACAUAUUUUAAUGUGCCGUGGUUGAGAAACAUUAAUCCAGAUUAUGGUGAUGGUACUUACUGUUGAAAGAGGGAAAAGUUCUUCUGAGCUCAACAAUACAAAUAGAAAUCAUUUUUUCCCUGUAAGCAAUUAGGGAAGUUUUUUUUCUCUGCUUGUGGGCCUACAGUGAAUUUCUUCAAUAGCUCUUGCUAUUUUGUUCUGAUAUCUCUGGCAGUUGUUUCAGUGUUCAUCUUUAUUAAGGCAACUUUGUACAAUUACUAUUAAAAAAAACUACAACGUU
Molecule: messenger RNA, 11966 nt
Organism: Ahaetulla prasina
Lineage: Eukaryota; Metazoa; Chordata; Lepidosauria; Squamata; Colubridae
Gene: NUGGC
Product: nuclear GTPase, germinal center associated
Exons: 33
Coding region: 130-11145 (3671 amino acids)
Molecular function (GO): protein binding
Source: RefSeq, a predicted model, not a curated record